Danio aesculapii is the source of this 934-nucleotide messenger RNA. Its product is annotated as eukaryotic translation initiation factor 4E-like. Gene Ontology annotation, molecular function: RNA 7-methylguanosine cap binding; translation initiation factor activity. Bases 81 to 821 code for a protein of 246 amino acids. Lineage: Eukaryota; Metazoa; Chordata; Actinopteri; Cypriniformes; Danionidae. The record is from RefSeq and is a predicted model, not a curated record. The transcript has 6 exons. Gene Ontology annotation, cellular component: eukaryotic translation initiation factor 4F complex; cytoplasm. Gene Ontology annotation, biological process: translational initiation.
GCCCCGUCAGCUUCCGUAGAUUCUCGAGCGCGUGCGUGACGCAGCAGCGUCCAACGGUCAGAAGAAUUUUCACAGGCAAGAUGGCGACUUCGGAGCCGCGAGGAACUGAAACUGAAGAAGUCCGUGCUGAUAGUCCUACGGCUGUUGUGACAACAAGUUCUGAACAGUACAUCAAACACCCUUUGCAAAACAGAUGGGCCCUCUGGUAUUUCAAAAAUGACAAGAGCAAAAGUUGGACAGAAAAUCUGCGUCUCAUCUCCAAGUUUGACACAGUGGAAGAUUUCUGGGCAUUAUACAAUCACAUACAACAGCCCAGUAAGCUUGGAUUUGGCUGUGAUUACUGCUUAUUUAAGGAUGGUAUUAAACCCAUGUGGGAGGAUGACAGGAAUAAACUGGGUGGACGGUGGUUAAUGACCCUCAGCAAACAGCAACGACACAAUGACCUUGACCGCUACUGGAUGGAGACCGUAAGAGUGUUUUUAUUUUUGCUUGGGUCUUCAUAUAUUUUGAUGGACAGCUGGAUGUGCAUUUCUGACUGUCCAUGUGUCUGUCAUCAUCUUCUGCAGCUGUUGUGUUUAAUCGGAGAGUCCUUUGACGAGGCCAGCGAAGACGUGUGUGGUGCUGUGGUCAAUGUCAGGCCAAAGGGGGAUAAAAUAGCCAUUUGGACAGGCAACUGCCAAAACAGGGACGCGAUCAUGACGAUAGGGCAACAAUACAAAGAGCGUUUGAGUAUCCCAGUCAAAACCCUCAUCGGAUACCAGUCACACGACGACACCUCUAGCAAAAGCGGCUCUACAACAAAGAAUAUGUACUCGGUUUGAAGAAAACUAAUCUCAGCUCAUUGUAGGUUUAUACAAUUUCAAAUUUGCAUCACAUUAAUACUUUUCAGUUGUCAACUACUGUAGUGUCCUUCCUUUUUAAGAAAAGAAAUAAA